AUUUGAAGCUCAUUCUCAGAAAGCAUUUCACUCUACUCUCUCCAGUCUCGCCAGUCACCAUUAUCACAUUUUGAAAUUUUAUCCUUCUGAUGUAAACAUAAUGAUCUCUCUUGCUUCUCUCUGACACAUCUGUACUCACUCAUCCACUCUUGCUUUCCUUCUACUUUCUCUCAACUCAACUCAACUCUUUCUUCAUUUUAUAUAUAUAUAUAUAUAUAUAUAUUUUUUUGUAUUCAUUGCCUCUUUCAUCUACCGGUUCUUGCCCUUCAUUUGUCCUUUUUUUUUUUUUGGUUCUGAAGAGAAAUUUCACACCCAUUUGAGAGAAAGCUGAAAUGGAACCUGGGUCGACCUCAAAUUCCAUGGACGGGCACAAGAGAGAAAAGGGUCGUAGCGCCAGGACCAGACUGAGCUCUAUGUUGCCAAAUAUUGAGCCCUUUGUGCGAAAAACCGAUCAUAAUCCAAGAGAGUUGAGAUCUUGGGCUAAGAAAACUGGUUUUGUUUCAAGUUUCUCUGGAGAAACAACUACAAGUGCUAGUGAGAAGUUUGAUAGUGCUGGUUUUGAUAUAGAGAAGGGUAGAGGAGGAGGUACUUCACCUAAGAUUGAAAUUGAUCCUAUUUUGGGCCGAACCAGGCCCAAUGCAGGCUCCGAAAUCGAAGCUGAUACUACCGCUGGGCCUGAUGGGAGGAGGAAUGAUAAUGCUAGAAAUGGUGGAAUUUCGGGGUUCAGACAUAAUGGAAAUGUCCGAGGUGGUGAGAAUGAAAGAAAAAGGAUUAGAGAAGAGGCUAUUUUGGGGGAUAAAGUUGGUGAGAGGUUGAAUGGGAAUGUGAAUGUAAAUGGAGAUAGAAAGGGAACUGUUAAUGGUAAUGGACAUGAGGUUCAUGUGGCUAAUCCAGUUGAAACUAAGAAAGAGGAAGAGAAAAUUGAACGAGAUGAGCAAAUUUAUAUUUACCCAGGUGGGCAAGAGCCUUCUGAUGAAGGGUGGCACAGACAGUCACAGAUGAGAUUUGGACUGAGGGAUAAUCCGGGUUUCGUACCACUCAUAUGCUAUGGUCUGCAACACUUUUUAUCUUUGGUUGGUUCUCUUAUAUUCAUCCCCUUGAUUAUUGUACCUGCCAUGGGUGGAACAGACAAAGACACCGCCACAUUGAUUUCUACAAUGCUGCUGGUUACUGGAGUUUCAACAAUAUUGCAUUCCUACUUUGGUACCCGUCUUCCAUUAGUGCAAGGGAGCUCAUUUGUGUAUUUGGCUCCAGCACUAGUUAUAAUAAAUGCUCGUGAGUAUCGAAAUCUCACCGAACAUAAAUUUAAGCAUAUUAUGAGGGAACUGCAAGGAGCUAUAAUUGUUGGUUCAAUAUUCCAAAGCAUAUUGGGAUUCAGUGGUUUAAUGUCCCUUCUUCUAAGAUUGAUUAACCCUGUUGUGGUGGCACCAACUGUCGCUGCAGUGGGUUUAGCAUUUUUUAGCUAUGGUUUUCCACAAGCAGGAAGUUGUGUGGAAAUUAGCAUUCCCCUGAUAUUGUUGGUCCUUAUAUUUACCCUAUACCUGAGAGUAAUAUCUAUCUUUGGACAUCGUCUGUUCAGAAUUUAUGCGGUUCCCCUGAGUGUUGUGAUCACAUGGAUAUAUGCUUUCUUCUUGACUGCUGGUGGGGCAUACGACUACAAAGGUUGCAGCCCUGAUAUACCCAGUUCAAACAUCUUAACUAAUGCAUGUAUAAAGCAUGCAUAUACCAUGAAGCAUUGCAGGACUGAUGUUUCCAACGCUUGGAGAACUGCUGCAUGGGUCAGAAUCCCCUACCCCCUACAGUGGGGCAUCCCGAUCUUCCAUUUAGGGACCUCCAUGAUCAUGAUCAUUGUAUCACUGGUUGCAUCGGUGGACUCGGUUGGAACAUAUCACUCUACAUCUAUACUAAUCAAUUUAAGACCUCCAACACCUGGAGUUGUUAGCAGAGGAAUUGCAUUGGAAGGGUUUUGUAGUAUAUUGGCUGGACUUUGGGGGUCAGGUACUGGUUCCACUACGUUGACAGAAAAUGUGCAUACUAUUAAUAUAACAAAGGUGGCUAGCCGAAGGGCGGCAGAAAUUGGAGCAGUUCUCAUGAUCCUCUUCUCAUUUGUAGGAAAAAUUGGUGCCAUUCUUGCUUCUAUACCACUGGCCUUGGCUGCUUCCAUACUAUGCUUUAUGUGGGCACUUAUUGUGGCAAUGGGUCUCUCGACUUUGCAGUAUAGUCAAUCAGCAAGUUUUAGGAACAUAAUGAUAGUUGGCAUUUCAUUGUUUCUUGGUUUGUCCGUUCCUGCUUACUUUCAACAGUACCAACCUGAGUCCAGUUUAAUAUUGCCAAGUUAUUUUGUCCCUUAUUCAGCAGCAUCUAAUGGACCAGUGCACACGGGCAGUAAACAACUUGAUUUUGCCAUAAAUGGACUCAUGUCAAUGACCAUGGUGGUGACCCUUGUGGUGGCAUUGGUACUAGAGAAUACUGUUCCAGGCAGCAGGCAAGAACGAGGGGUGUACAUAUGGUCUCGCGCUGAAGACAUGGCAAGUGAUCCAUCCUUGCAGGCAGAUUAUUCCUUGUCUAGAAAGAUCUCCAGGUUUUUUCGUGGGUCAAGAAGUUCUGAUGUGGUGUUUGGUGAUUGACAACUUAUUGAAUGAAUUGUGAAGUUUCCCUGUUGCAAUACAACUUUCCAGGAUGGAGUUAAGGAGCUUGGAGAUGGUAUGUUUAAGAUGAAAAGGGAAAAUUAUAGCUAACAAUACAUAUUUUGAUUACUUAUAACAAGAAUAAAGUAGUAGUAGCUAUGUAUUUGUAACCUAUUUGUUUUCGCCCCUGGGAAAUUUGUCCUUGUAAUUGAAAAACAUGAUUGAUUCUUACUAUAUACAAAGCUAAAACAUUCUUUAAGUA
Molecule: messenger RNA, 2889 nt
Organism: Mangifera indica (mango)
Lineage: Eukaryota; Viridiplantae; Streptophyta; Magnoliopsida; Sapindales; Anacardiaceae
Product: nucleobase-ascorbate transporter 11-like
Exons: 10
Coding region: 333-2627 (764 amino acids)
Biological process (GO): transmembrane transport
Cellular component (GO): plasma membrane
Molecular function (GO): transmembrane transporter activity
Source: RefSeq, a predicted model, not a curated record